Penaeus monodon (black tiger shrimp) is the source of this 1107-nucleotide messenger RNA. RefSeq lists its product as uncharacterized. The record is from RefSeq and is a predicted model, not a curated record. NCBI's taxonomy places the organism in Eukaryota, Metazoa, Arthropoda, Malacostraca, Decapoda, Penaeidae.
AUGGAAAAAAAUCAGGAGGAAGGCGAGGAGAUCUACGCGACCGUGGACGGCGACGAAGGCGAUGACGACGGCGAGGAGGCCAUCUACUCCACGGUGGACGAGGUGCGCGGCUGCUCUGCCACGCCCUCCAUCAUCUACUCGAGCGGCAGCAUCUCCAGCGCGGGCGUGGUGAGCAGCUACUACACAGCGGUGCCGGCGCUGGUCGUGGAGGAGGUCGUGGGCGGACGCGUUCCUGACGACGCCGCGGGAGGGGCCGGCGGAGGCGUCAAGAAGGGGUUCUCAACAUGGGGGAAGAAGAUGGGCAAGAAGCUGGAGCAGCUGACCCGCGGGGAGAGCAAGGAGCACAUCCACUUCCCCCUGGGCUCCACACGCACCCGCCGGAGGAACUGGCGGCCCAACAAAGAAGCGGAGACGCCGACGUCGGGCGCUAAGGACGCCGCCCCCACCGGCGCCCGCCAGCCCCGCCGAGCCAAGGUGGACCGCGUGGAGAGCAUCCGAAACCUGUUCCGGCGAUCCCGCAGCUGGGACUCGGCGAAGGACCUGGAGGACCUCCCGCCGGCGCCGAGGGUCGCCAAGGCGGCGCCCGAAGCGAGCUCCGCCGGCGGCAGCCCGAAGACCGCCGCGGCGGACGACCCGGACAAUGUGUACGAGUCGCUCAAGGACAUGGACCGCGAGCCAGUGAGUGCGAAGGGGACGGUGCUGUUCAGGAGCGCCUCCACGUCCCACCUGCCGGCGCUGGAGGCGGGCAUGGACGUCCUGGGCAGAGGGGAGGCGAGGGAGGGCGCGGGAGGGGACGGCGGGGCGGAGGCGGGGGACCUGGGCGAAGGCGAGUGUGAACUCAAGGCGAAUGACGGUGAUAAGACGACCAAGAAAGGGCAGUUUCCGUAUGCGUUUCUCAGAUCCAGACUUACCUCGGUCGCGGAGGAACAAGCGACCGCCAGGGAAGAGUGUGGUGACAGCGGGCGUGGCACCGGCAGCCACUGCGGCAGCAUAUCCGACGUCAGAACCUCCUACUCGGAGACGUCUGACUCCAAAUCGUCCUUUUCGGAAAACUCGGACACGAAGUCGUCUUGCUCCGAUUCGUCGGAAAACACGAAGUGGACUCGC